Messenger RNA from Lottia gigantea (owl limpet), 714 nucleotides. RefSeq lists its product as hypothetical. The record is from RefSeq and is a predicted model, not a curated record. The transcript has a single exon. NCBI's taxonomy places the organism in Eukaryota, Metazoa, Mollusca, Gastropoda, Lottiidae. The coding region runs from base 1 to 714 and encodes 237 amino acids.
AUGAUCAAUCUUACAAUUAAAUCACCUGAAAUAAUUUUUGUUACAAUUAAAUCACCUGAAAUAAUCAAUGUUACAAUUAAAUCACCUGAAAUAAUCAAUGUUACAAUUAAAUCACCUGAAAUGAUCAAUGUUACAAUUAAAUCACAUGAAAUAAUCAAUCUUACAAUUAAAUCACAUGAAAUGACCAAUCUUACAAUUAAAUCACCUGAAAUAAUAAUUGUUACAAUUAAAUCACCUGAAAUGAUCAAUCUUACAAUUAAAUCACCUGAAAUAAUUUUUGUUACAAUUAAAUCACCUGAAAUAAUCAAUGUUACAAUUAAAUCACCUGAAAUAAUCAAUGUUACAAUUAAAUCACCUGAAAUGAUCAAUGUUACAAUUAAAUCACAUGAAAUAAUCAAUCUUACAAUUAAAUCACAUGAAAUGACCAAUCUUACAAUUAAAUCACCUGAAAUAAUAAUUGUUACAAUUAAAUCACCUGAAAUGAUCAAUCUUACAAUUAAAUCACAUGAAAUAAUCAAUGUUACAAUUAAAUCACCUGAAAUGACCAAUCUUACAAUCAAAUCACCUGAAAUAAUAAUUGUUACAAUUAAAUCACCUGAAAUGACCAAUCUUACAAUUAAAUCACCUGAAAUAAUAAUUGUUACAAUUAAAUCACCUGAAAUGAUCAAUCUUACAAUUAAAUCACCUGAAAUAAUAAUUGUUACAAUCAAAUAA